Messenger RNA from Diatraea saccharalis (sugarcane borer), 831 nucleotides. The record is from the annotation of a GenBank genome assembly. Lineage: Eukaryota; Metazoa; Arthropoda; Insecta; Lepidoptera; Crambidae.
AUGACACAAGUGAUAGCAGUUGCUGGCGAGCCCGUGUAUCUACCGUGCGAUAUUUCGACGCAGGACGACGAUGACGCAGUACUCCUAGUUCUAUGGUACAGGGAAGACUUGGGCACGCCUAUAUACAGCGUUGAUGCCAGGGAACGUGACUUCGGAGUCGCAGAACGGUGGUCACUCGAGAGUGUCUUCGCUUCAAGAGCAUACUUCCUUCCAGAGAGGAGGCCAGCGGAACUUGGCGUAGACCGAGUGAAGCCGUCAGACCAGGGCAUCUACAGAUGUAGAGUAGACUUCAAACAAGCCCAGACUAGAAAUUCAAGGGUCAACCUCACAGUAAUAGUGCCUCCAAGUAAGAUGGUGAUCAUUGAUGAUAAGGGUGAUGUGAAACAAGCCAUAGUUGGCCCUUAUAUAGAAGGUGAUACUUUCACACUCAAAUGUGAUGUUUCUGGAGGUCGACCAAGGCCCUGGGUGAAAUGGUUUAGGGACGAGGUAGAAGUGGACACUCCAGCCUCCCCACUAUCAGGGAAUGGCGUGAGAGGGAUCAUUAGAGUAGGACCUUUAACGAGAUCUGACGUCAGAACUACCCUCACUUGUCGAGCUUCUAAUCAUCCGAGGGCACAUCCUAUAGAGACUACACUCACCGUGGAUAUGAAUUUCCCUCCUCUCACAGUUCACAUAAUAGGAUCAGAUCAACCAUUGUCAGCGAGUCGACGAUACGAUUUACUCUGUCAGAGCUCAGGGUCUCGGCCACCUGCAUCCAUCACGUGGUGGAAGAACGGACACAGAAUAAAUAACGCUAAAGAGACGGUGAGUACAAACAUUGAGCUAAGAUGA